UGUCAUGUGACUAGUUAGCGGUUGUGGGAGUUUAUGAUCAAUUUAUCAGUCCAUUGUCGCUGUAAAACAUGCUUUGCUUGAAGUGGCAAGCCCUGUUGGUGUACUGUGUGGGCAUUAUCUUUGUUACAUUGGUUGAUGGUGGGACGUUCACCAUUGAUUACGCAGGGAACCAGUUUUUGAAAGAUGGCAAACCGUACCGCUACGUGUCUGGGAGUAUUCACUACAACUCCAUACCCCGCGUCUACUGGGAGGAUCGGCUUAACAAAAUGUAUGCAGCCGGUUUGAACUCCAUUACUACAUAUGUUCCAUGGAAUUAUCACAACCCAAGACCAGGCGUUUACGAUUUUGAUGAUAACUUAGAUCUUGUCGGCUUCAUCAAGUUGGCUCAAGACAUUGGAUUCACUGUUGUUCUCAGACCUGGACCCUAUGUGGACGCAGGCUGGGAUUUUGGUGGACUUCCAGGAUGGUUGACAGCACAUGUACAAAACAUGGUGGUCAGAUCAAUGGAUCCUGUGUACAUUCCUGCUGUGGAGAAAUGGUUGAGUGUUCUGAUGCCAAUGGUCAAAUCUCUUCUCUAUCAGAAUGGUGGACCAAUCAUUGCCGUACAGGUAGAAAAUGAAUAUGGCAGCUACUCUGCGUGCGAUUUCAACUACAUGAGAUACUUGAAGAAGAAGUUCCGUGAAUACCUGGGAAACGACAUUGUUUUGUUUACUCUCGACGGAGGGGCAGACUGGUUCUUGAAGUGUGGAACUCUUGAGGGUCUCUACGCGACAAUAGAUUUUGGCACUGCAUUGAACGCCACCAAGGCGUUUGAGCCUCAGAAGAGAUGGGAGCCUCAUGGCCCUUCUGUUUGUAAUGAGUUCUACACUGGAGCACUGAACUACUGGGGCGAACCUUGGCACCAUGGUGAUGGGCGCCUUAUUUCAAAGAGUCUGGAUAUUAUUCUGGCAUAUAAUGCCAGUGUUAGCAUAUUUAUGUUUGCGGGUGGAACAACGUUCGGCUAUUGGGCAGGAGUCUUACUAGCACGACCACUGAGGAUAAUGAUUCCGAGUUAUGACUAUGAUGCUCCAAUCACAGAGUCGGGAGAUACCAACAGAAAAUAUUUUGAAAUGAGAGAUGUUAUUAGGAAGUAUACAAAUAAUAAACCCAUGCCAGUUCCACCAAAUGCCACCAAAGUUGCGUAUGGAUCAGUCAAUUUAACUAAGUUGUUUUCAAUACAAGAUGGUGUUUCCGAACUGACAUCUGGUGUCGUGAAGUCAGCAUAUCCCAUCAACAUGGAGAAUCUUGGACAGUAUUAUGGUUACAUCUUGUAUCGACACACUAUUGUUAAGAGUUACAACCAAGAGGAGUUGGAAAUAGCUGGAAUCAGAGACCGGGGUUACGUGAUGGUCAACACAAAACCUGUUGGCAUAUUGAUGCACCAAGAAAGUUAUGUCCUGCUAGUGUCUGUCAAGCCAGGUGACACUCUGGAUAUUUUAGUGGAAAAUAUUGGUAAAGUUUUCUAUGAACCUGGACUCGACCCAAAUCAGAAGGGUAUAAUCAGCAAUGUUACCAUUGCCGGAGAUACGCUGAUAAACUGGGAAAUAUUUCCACUGUAUCUGGAAAAUAUAACUAACUCCAAAAUUAGCAAAAUUUCUAGUCAACGACAGCCUUACAAAAGACAAAAUGGAGGCAACUGGACAACACCAACCUUUUAUACAGCAUCAUUUAAACUUCCUAGUGGUGCUGAACCCAGUGAUACAUUCCUAGACCCCCGGCCCUGGGGUAAGGGUCAUGUUUUCUUGAACAAUUUCAACCUGGGUAAAUACUGGCCAUCCAAGGGGCCACAGGUGACUCUGUACGUGCCGAAGAAUCUUCUGUUAGCAUAUCCUCAAGAAAACAAACUUCUCAUCCUGGAACUUGAACAUGAUCCAUGCGUUACCAUGCCAACCAACUGUACCAUGAGGUUCCUUGAUAAAGCAGACUUGGGAAAACCAGACUUUUAGCUUACACUAAUUUUAAAACUUAUAGCUCAGGUUUUGUUUUUUAGAUUGUUUGGUAGUACUUAGGAGACCUUUUAAAUAUCAUUAAGAUACACCUGCACUGUUAAUUCAAAUCACUGAAAAUCUGUCCAUUUUUGUAUUUAGUAAUAUCCAGAUGCACGUAAAAUCCAUGCACAUGUGACCACAAAACAUAUACUUACAUAUAUAAUCCAUGAAAGUCUAUGCACAUGUGACCACAAAACAUAUACUUACAUAUAUAAUAAUUGUUUGGUGUUUUAUAAGUAGGGGAAUAUUCUUAACUAUCCAUUCCUGGAAAAUAAUGGGACUCUGAACUAGUGGGCCUCAUCUCUAUUAUUUUUCAGGAAUGGAGUUAUUUGGCCAUUCCCCUAAAAAUGUUUUAGAAAAAAAAAACCCAACUUUAUAGGUGUGAAUUAAAAAUAUUUUAUACAUGUAAUAUAUAUAUAUUUUUUAAUUUUAAUUUUAUUUUGUUUUAAAUUUUAUUAUCAUAAUUUAAAUAUACUGUAUUUAUUUAUUUAGUUAACCAUUUUAUGCAAUAAAAAAAUUCAAAAGCCUGAAACAAGAAGAGAAGGCUUGUUAUGCCAAAUAAAACCGCAGUAUUAAAUAUGUGUUUUAAUGUAGCCAUGUUUUUAAAACAAGCUGUGGAUUCACUUGGUUUAUUCACUAUUAGUUUUAUCUUGUUCCAUGUUGGUACCGGUAGUUUUAACAGAUUUAUUUUAUUUUUGGUUAAAAUGUGUUUUUGUAGAAACUAGUACCAAGUUUUGAAAGUAGGUUAAAGUGUACCAAUAGCCUUAUUGUUUACAAUAUGCUCCUUGGCAUGUAAUAUAUGCUGUUUUUAUUGAUUAACUUUUAAAGAGACUGUUAUGAGUUUGUUGCCAUUCUUAUGUUGUUUAAUGACAACAAUUACAUAUUAAAUACAUGGGGUUUUUUUCUAAAUAAAAUAUCAGUGACCGUACGGUAUAUUAAAUGUGUUUCUGGCCAUCCUAGUGUUUAUUCUAGGUCCAACUUCACUUUAUUUCCUAAUAUAUAUAUUUUUCAUAUGUAGAAAAUUAUUGAGAAAUUAGCUGGUUUGGGCUACUUGCAAACAUUAGGAUGACAAAAAAAACACAUUGAAUAUACAGACACUGAUAUUCUGAACAAGAAACUAUAUACAGUGAAACCCCUCUAAACCGGACACCCUUGGGACCAAGUAAAA
Molecule: messenger RNA, 3195 nt
Organism: Gigantopelta aegis
Lineage: Eukaryota; Metazoa; Mollusca; Gastropoda; Neomphalida; Peltospiridae
Product: beta-galactosidase-like
Exons: 17
Coding region: 69-1985 (638 amino acids)
Biological process (GO): carbohydrate metabolic process
Cellular component (GO): vacuole
Molecular function (GO): beta-galactosidase activity
Source: RefSeq, a predicted model, not a curated record